This is a messenger RNA of Ilex paraguariensis (yerba mate), 1278 nucleotides long. NCBI's taxonomy places the organism in Eukaryota, Viridiplantae, Streptophyta, Magnoliopsida, Aquifoliales, Aquifoliaceae. The record is from the annotation of a GenBank genome assembly.
AUGGGUUUAGAUACUACUGAUAUCGACGCCGAGGAUGAAGAGGAUUACAUGGGUGUGGGCCUGAUCAUCGAGAAGCUCGAGAAGGAGAAGCUCAAAGACCCCGAUGUCAACCUCAACUUGUACGAAGAGGCCAUUGACUCGGACACCAACGACGACGAUGAACGCUUCACCCCUGACGCCAUUAAGAAGCGAUCUGACAAGUUCAAGAAGAAGUUCAAGUGGCACGAAGAGCUCCUCAAGAGCUUCACCAACGCUGAGACGCUUGACGAUGCUUUCAAGUGGAUGAAUAAAAUUGAUAAGAUUGAGCAAAAGCAUUUCCGGCUCCGCCCGGAGGUCAUCAGAUUAGUUGAGUGGAAGGAAACUUACGAUCCUAAUAACCCCACCAAUUAUGGAGUCAUUCAACAUGAACAAUUAGGGCCCUCUGUUGAUCUUCUGGAACAUGCCAGAUUUGACAAGGAAAAGCAAAUCAUACAAGGUGUUGGACUUGAUGAGGACGAUGAGGAGGAGUUCAACGACAUGAAAGAGAAGGAUGAUAUAUUGUUGGAGAAACUCAAUGCUAUGGACAAAGAAGAAGAGAAGACAUCUCUACCAGAAAGCCAGAAGCUCUCCCGCUCCCAGCCGUGGGAUCACAACAUUGCUGCCAAAGUUGCAGAAUUUAUAGCCACAUUUGAGAAGGUCCUUGCCUGCAAUAUAAUCUCCUGCAAGCGAGGUCCUGGGGAGUUCCGAUCAAAGGAGAGGUUAAUGAUUGAGCAGGCUCUUCUACAGGAAGAGAGGCAAGCUCUGAUUGAAAUGCGGGCAGAAAUAGGCUCAUGGCAGAAGGCAGGUCGGGAGGCUCAUGAGGCUAAUUUGCGUAAUGCAGCCAUUGUUCACCCUGGGCAGGCUCAUGAAAAUCUAACCCAGACCCAAAUAACUCGUCCAAUCCAGAAAGUGAAUCCGAAUCGAACCAUCCAAGAGCUUCUCGCGGACGUGGAGAGGGAAAACCAGAAGGUGAGAGAGGAGAGGAAAAGGGCGGGUUUAGAUACUGUCGAUAUCGACGUCGAGGACUAUGAGGAUUACAUGGGUGUGGGCUCGAUCAUCGAGAAGCUUGAGAAGGAGAAACUCAAAGACACUGGUGCCAACCUCAACUUUUACGAAGAGCCAACUGACUCGGACACCGACGAUGGCAAUGAACGCUUCACCCUUGACGCCAUUAAGAAGCGAUCCGACAAGUUCGAGAAGAAGUUCAAGCGGCAGGAAGAGCUCCCCAAGAACUUCACCAAUGCUGGUAAUAUAUUAUAA